Molecule: messenger RNA, 2492 nt
Organism: Paramuricea clavata
Lineage: Eukaryota; Metazoa; Cnidaria; Anthozoa; Malacalcyonacea; Plexauridae
Source: the annotation of a GenBank genome assembly
AUGUAUAUUACAUACAUACUGUGGGUAUUGCAACAUCAUAGUGAAGGUGUGUCUCAUAUAGUGACCACCCACAGAUCGUAUUUUAGAAGAUAACCCCAAUAUAAUCAUAUUUACAGGAAUGGCUAAUAGUAGAAAACUGUAUCUACUAUAAAAAUAAAAGAACAAAUGCGAAAGGGGCUGACUCGUCCCCAGUCGUCUUCAAAGGCCUUAAAAGCCGAAUUAACUCAUAGGAUUAACUUGAGAUAUCGCGAGACACACGCAAAUGCAGUAAAAAUCACGCGUGGAGAGUGGGCGCGCGAGGGACGACGGGAAGGGAGAAACGAAGGAGACGACUGGCAGAUCCUGGAUUCAAGAUGGCCACUAAAACAAUGGCGGAUUUUGAAGAAAAUCAUGAUCUCCAAAAUAGGCCAUUUCAUCGUGCGUAUUUAGACGGAAAACUACCAUGUCCUCACAGAUCGUGUAAAAGUAACUCUGUGAAAGUAUUCUUCGAGGAGAAAGGAAUCGCGCAACAUUUCAGAACCAAACAUAGUGGGAUUGUAUUUGACGAAGAGAAACAACUUCGAGAUGCACGCCGUAUAUUUAGAUUUUCUCACGGAGAAGAAACGAAACAGCAUUUGGAAAUCCUUUCCAAACAACGCCAGUUUCAGGUAGGUGACUUAAUAAUAUGUAUUGUUCUUUCAAGCAUUGUGUUUGGCAAAUGAAUAAUUCAUGAGCUAUAUGCAAAAAUUUACAUAUGUUUCGUCAGGUUGCUACUCUUGAAAUCAAAUCUACGUGUAUAUUCACAGUAUUUUCCAUCUCUCAUUUAUUUUAGAGCAACGACUACGAACGCUUUAGCAUAUCAACGCGGUAUGAAGCCUGCCUUGCCAUUGAUUUAGUGGCGAAAUGUCCACAAGAAUGUGCCAAGCUUGUAGGGAUGUUAUUAAUGCAUUAUGGUCAACUGAGAUCGUAUAGCGAAGGAGCGAAGCCAGAAAUACUGGAAGUGAGCAAGCCAGGGGUGUUUGUAAAGUUUAACACAUGGUAUUCCAAACGAAAUGUUGGAGAAAACCUCAUUACGACAGUGGUGGCAGAGGCAAUUUUCGUUAAAAGGAUAAGAUCAGUGUCUAUGUUUUUAAUACAUGUAGUUUUACUGUAUUAUUAGAAUGUUAGGGUUUGUUUGUCAAACAAACAAACAGGUUCAAUUCCUACCAAAGGACCUUGUGCAGGGUGUUAGCCAGAAGUAAAAAAAAAUCCGCGUUUACCUGAAAUUGGGAAAGUUAUUUUAGCCUGAAGCCGGGCAUUUCUUUGUGGGUCUGGGGGCAUGGGGUUGCCCUCUCGAUUUUUAAAAUUUUUGUGCCUUUGAAAUGGCAUUUCCCACAUUUUGGGAGUAAUUUUGAGCAAAUGUAGUUAUAAACAUGUUUUUAAUGGCGUAUUAACAACAUUGAAUUUAUAUAACAAUUUUUUGGUUGACCCAAAUUGGGAAAUUGCGACCUCAAGGUAAUUGGGAAAACGGCGUUUAACGCGGAAUUUUUUACUGUAGCUAACACCCUGCUUGUGCUGCAUUUUUCGCAGUCGUUCCUGGUAAGGUCUUAAAAUGUACAUAAUCACUUGGAUUACAAACCCUAACAUUAUAAUAAUUCCACCAAGUGAAGUGCAAGAAACCACAUCAUUCAAGUUUUACUGUAUGCCACGAAUAGUCAAAAUGUCUUUCUCAUUAUGUGCAUACCUUUCUCAAUACUCAAAUUCUACACUUAAUCUGUCUAUGUUUUUAAUGCAACAUUGAUUUAGUCUAUUACAUUCAUUCCUAAGUUAUAGAUCUAUUUUGAUUUUUGUAGGAUCUAUCAUUAUAUGCAGGUCAAGAAAGCUCAGUGUCAACACAUAUAUGUAAUAAUAUACAAACUGAAUUUUAGCUGACAGGAAACAAGAUUCUGGACACUCUGAGACAAGUGUUUAAGCAUGAAAAGUUCAGAGGAAAACAGCAAGAAGCGAUUGAAAGUGUCAUAAAUGGACAUUACACUUUGCUUAUAAUGCCAACAGGUUGUGGUAAGACAGCGUGUUAUGCUGUUCCUGCUGUAAUGGAGAACAAAGUUGCUGUCGUUGUAUUUCCAUUAUUGGCAUUAUUGCUCGAUCAAGCAGAAAGGUUGAGAAGAAAAGGUAUGAAUGUUUGCUACCUGAUGACUGAUAUGGAAGAAGAAGAAAGAGAAAUUGUAAUCCACAAACUGGACUGUAAUCCGCCAGAGUACAACUUCUUUUUUGUCACACCUGAAACUGUGUUAACACCUGCUGUGUUAACAUUAUUACAAAAUCUUUCAUCCAGGAAUUUGUUAGGUUUGGUUGUGAUUGAUGAAGCCCAUUGUAUUGACACUUGGGGGUUUCACUUUAGACCCAGUUAUGCAGAGGUGUGGAAACUAUGCCACUUGGGAUCUCCAAUUUUGGCAAUGACAGGGACAGCAACAACUCGCACACAGAGUGUCAUAUUAAACAGCUUGUACAGCUGUCAGAGAAAACCAUGGUGA